AUGGUUUUUCUAUUACUUUAUAUGAAAUCUCGGGAUCAAAAUGUGGUUACAAAUAAUACGAUGGAAGUAACCGAUGGAUUGGUAACCAUUCCGUGUCCGUGGGAUCGCAUUAAUAUAUUUUCCAAACUUACAUUCAGUUGGUUGUGGAGUCUAUUCAUUUGGGCGCAUAAGAAGGACCUCGAUUUUAGUGACCUCUACCGGUGCCCGGAAUCAGAUGAGACACAUCGAGUCCGACAGAAGCUGGAAAUCAAUUGGGAUAAACAACUAAAAAGUAAAGGAAAUCCAUCGUUAUAUUGGGCACUAAUUGCAUCGUUUGGACCCAAACUCAUUGUCCUCUAUAUUCCCGAUGCAAUCCGGGAAAUGGGAGUUAAUUUGUUUCAGCCAUAUUGUAUUGUUUAUUUGGUGAGAUAUUUUAACAAAGACCCCAACACUAGCCAGUGGUGGGCGCAGUGGGCAGCCGUGGGUAUUGUGAUGGCGGCCAUUGCAAACGUGUUUAUCAUCUCUGUUAAGCAAUGUUGGGCUCAAAAUCCGUGCCGCCUGUUGUGCCCUAAUAUACCGCAAGUUUCGCGAUCAUUAUUUGUGGCCCCACUUCAGACGGCGAUUGUAUUAUACCUAUUGUGGUUACACCUGCGAUGGGCCUGUUUGACGGGAAUGGGAAUAAUUGUGCUGUUUAUACCAUUUCAAGUACUAAUGGGUCGUAUGUCUCGGAGUAUCCGCCAAAAGACGGCUGAAUUAACCGACAGUCGAAUCCGUUUAAUGCAUGAGAUUAUCGCCGGAAUGCGUGUCAUAAAGAUGUACGCCUGGGAACAGCCCUUCGCACUAUUGGUCGCAACCGCUCGCAAAUCUGAAGUGAAACAAUGUUGUUAUUCAAAUUUUUUGAAAGGCCUUAACCUUUCCAUUAAUUUUGUGAUAAUACGGGUUAUAAUAUACGCCUGUUUUCUAACAUAUGUACUGAUGGGUGGGAUGUUGUCGGCGGAGACAGCCUUUGCCACAAUUGCUUACUUUAAUGCAUUGCGUUGGUCAGUAGGGAUAAAUGUGCCCGAGGCUAUAACCACACUCAGUGAGUUAAUUAUAGUCAUUGAACGUAUCCAGACUUUUUUAUUACUCGAAGAGAUGAGUGGUUUGGAUGAGAGGGAAAGGAAAGACAACGAGGCGUUCAUUUCGGGGGAAAAUGAGUUAAUUCUCGGAGUAAUAGAAAACACUUCGAGUGUUGAAGAAAAAGGCAUUUUUAUGGACAAAAUGAGCGUUCGUUGGAAUAAUAUAUGUUUGGCCACACGUGUGUCGACAGCGCUCAGGGGGUCGUCCAAGAGGUAG
Molecule: messenger RNA, 1314 nt
Organism: Medioppia subpectinata
Lineage: Eukaryota; Metazoa; Arthropoda; Arachnida; Sarcoptiformes; Oppiidae
Source: the annotation of a GenBank genome assembly